UAUGUUUAUGGUAAUCAUUCAAAGCGGUGUUUUUCGUGUAAACAACAUUUAGUAAAAAUUAAAGGAAAAUGGCCUCAAAUAAUAUGCCGGAGGAGAGUUUUGAAGGCGGUGAUUUUAACUUUGAUGACGAUGCGGAUGAUGACCAGUUUGUGUCCACGAAUUCGGGACGAAAGCGACUUUUCAGCAAGGAGCUGCGUUGCAUGAUGUUUGGUUUUGGAGACGAUAAAAAUCCGUACACCGAAACCGUAGAUCUGCUGGAGGAUCUGGUCAUAGAAUAUAUAGCGGAGACCACACACCGGGCUAUGGAAAUCGGGCGAACAGGUCGUGUUCAAGUGGAGGACAUUAUCUUCCUGGUUCGCAAGGAUCAACGCAAAUACGCCAGGGUCAAGGACUUGCUGACAAUGAACGAGGAGCUCAAAAAGGCGCGCAAGGCCUUCGAUGAGAUCAAGUAUGUGGGCACCGAGGGCAAGCUGAAAUGACAGCGGCUCAAAAAAGCACCGCCAAAUCCAGGAACAAGCCAAUCCUAGUAGUAAGCUUCAGCAAACGAACUGUUCUAAAUGUUUUAAUACUUUAAGCUAGCCCUUAAUAAACUAAUCAAAAUAGUC
This is a messenger RNA of Drosophila rhopaloa, 605 nucleotides long. It is a transcript of the gene Taf13, whose product is annotated as transcription initiation factor TFIID subunit 13. Gene Ontology annotation, biological process: transcription by RNA polymerase II. The record is from RefSeq and is a predicted model, not a curated record. The transcript has 3 exons. The coding region runs from base 69 to 479 and encodes 136 amino acids. Gene Ontology annotation, cellular component: transcription factor TFIID complex. Gene Ontology annotation, molecular function: protein heterodimerization activity. Lineage: Eukaryota; Metazoa; Arthropoda; Insecta; Diptera; Drosophilidae.